AUGACAUCCAAUUCGAAUACCUCUCAUACGUAUUUCACCAGUAUACCUUGGACAUCUCGCCUGCUAGCAGCCCCAAACCUCCACAUCAGCCUCCUACCAUCGCGAACCCCAAAAGUCAGCACCGAAGACAGUCUGACCGCAACCACCCUCGCAACACCCAACACAAUCCCCCAUUGCCUGGUUUACUACCCGCUACCACGUACCCCCUCCUCCCUCGAUGCAAUCUCCAUAUUGCUAAAAGUCGAGAACGGAUGUAAUGGCCACCCGCACAUUCUCCACGGAGGCAUAGUAGCAACCCUGCUAGAUGAAAGCAUGGGCAGCCUAUUACAACAGAUUGAAGAAAGAAAACAUGCAGAGAGUGCUGCGGAGGGAUCUGCUGAGUCAAUCGGUUCGUUUACUAAGUAUCUGAAUGUGGAGUUUUUGGCGCCGAUGAAGACGCCGAGUGUGAUAUUGGCAAAGGUUAAGGUGGUGGAGAGGAGGGGGAGGGGCGUCAAGGUUUUGGCGAGCUUGUUUCAGAAGGAUGGAGCGGAGGGGGAGUUGGAUGGGCAGUUGAUCGAGUGUGCGAGGGGUGAGGGUUUGUUUGUUACGCCUAGAGCGAAGCUAUAG
Molecule: messenger RNA, 606 nt
Organism: Aureobasidium melanogenum CBS 110374
Lineage: Eukaryota; Fungi; Ascomycota; Dothideomycetes; Dothideales; Saccotheciaceae
Exons: 1
Coding region: 1-606 (201 amino acids)
Source: RefSeq, a predicted model, not a curated record